This is a messenger RNA of Rotaria sordida, 2751 nucleotides long. The record is from the annotation of a GenBank genome assembly. NCBI's taxonomy places the organism in Eukaryota, Metazoa, Rotifera, Eurotatoria, Philodinida, Philodinidae.
AUGAAGGUUACUAUUCGAGCAUCACUAAAUAGAAACAAUUCUAGUGAAGAAAAAAAUGAUUAUGCAAAUUUUAGUCAUACAAGAAUAAUCACUUUAUUUCAAGUGCCUCAAUAUGAACAUAUUCAAAUACUUAUUUGUAAUGGUAAUUCAUUGACAACAUUAGCCGGUGUUGAACAUAUGAAACAUUUGUGGAAACUUGAUGUCGGAAACAAUCAAAUCCGAAGUCUACAACAUUUAUCACGUUUUAUAGCACUUGGUUCACUUAUUCUUUCAAAUAAUAAUUUAACAUGGAUUGAAUUACAACAUAUUCGUCAUAUGUUUAUUCUUGAUUUACGACUUGAUGGAAAUUCUACUCUUGAUGCUGAUCCAAAUUAUCGUCAACAUAUACUCGAUUGUUUACCACGAAUAUGGAUGUGUGAUGGAAUUUUUGUUUCAACUACAGAACGAAAUCAAGUAGAUGAAUUCUUUACACAAUCAUCAUUAACACAAAAACCUGUUCGACGAAAAUUAGCACGUGAUAUAUUUAUGCCAACAAAUUUAAAAGAUCGUUCAGUUAAUGGACUUUUUGGAGCAAAAGCAACUGAACUAUUUGCUAAAUUUCCAAUGAAUUGUUUUGUUAAUUCAGAACUUGAUAAAAAACGAAUAAAACAUUUAGCUUAUACUAUUCAAGAUUUAUUACUUACAGAAAUGAAAUAUGAUGAUGAAAAAAAAUAUGACGAAUUUCUCACACAAAAUCGUCAUAUACUUCCACAAAUGAUCGAUCUUCGACAAACACAUAUUGAAGAAUUUAAUAUGCUUCUUAUUUUACUUGUCACUGAUAUUAUUUAUCAAAUUCCUGGUGAAUUAUUACAUAAUGUUUUAGAUGUUACUCACAUAAAAACUAUUGGAAAUUUAAAUAUUUCUCAUAUAUUUUCAUCAAGUGAACAAUUAAAAUGUAUGAUUGCAUCUCUUGUUCAUGCAGGUGCACGACUUGAUCGAGAUGACAAUCAUCCAGCAGCAUUUUAUGAUAAACUUUUUAAUAGUCUAUCAAUUGUUCUUACAAAUCAAGUACGACAAUUGUCUUCUUCUUCAAAUACGAAUCAAGUUCAUUCAAAUCCUGGAUUAAUUUCUGAAGCAAAAUCAAUGGUUUGUCUUGAAGUUAUGCAAGUAUUAAUUAUGUGUCCAUUAUUUUAUACACUUAUUAAUAAUGCAAAUGUAAGUUCUAUUUUAAAACAAGCAUUAGAACGAUCACCAGCAUAUGGAAGUAUUAGAGAUGUUUUACAAAGUUUUAAUGCUGAUCAAAAAACAGGUGAAGAACAAAAAGAAUUAUUUAGUUCAAUUAUUGGCAAUAUAAUAAAAAUGACUAUUCGAACAUUAUCAUCUAAACGAAUGAAAAAAAUUAAUGAACCAUUACCAGCAGUUUAUGAUACGACAAAACCAGAAAUUGAAAAUUCAAAUAAACGAUUACAGGAACAAACUGUAUUAUCACCAAAAUCUUCACAACGUGCAAAUGUUAAUCGUAUACCGGCUAUUGGUGAUCGUAUAUUAACUGCUCCACAAAGUUUUGGUCGUAUUGUAACAUUACCCGAUACAGAAAUUGCAAUGAUUCAACUUGAUCAUAUUCUUGCUCUUAAUGGUGCGAUGGUUAGUAAUGGUUCAGCAAAUGAUCAUACUACUUAUGUUAAUAUGAAUAAUUUUGAAUGGGAUCCUUCACAUGAAUAUUGGAAACCAAAAUUUGCAUCUGGUGAUAAAAUAACAUUACAAAUGACAACAAUACGAAGUGAAACACCUCGAUUAGUUCCUCCUUCGCUACUACCGCCUCCACUUCCAUCUUCAUCAAGAACAAUACUAUCAAGAACAUCAGAAUCUAUUGAAAAAGGACGUGUUACACCAAAACUUUUUGAAAUGAACCUCAAUAAACCAAAAGAAGCAUUUGUUGAUGCACCACGUGAAACAACUCCUUCUCCAUCAGUUCCUAUUAUUCAUCAAGAAACAACACGUAAUUCUCAAGACAUAUCAAAUUCUCCUCCACCAACUUCUCCAAUAAUUGAACGUAAAGUGGUUACACCAGAAGAAAUAUCAAUCAUCGAACGUCCUAUGUCUGUUCGUAUAAUAAAACAAAAACAAGAACAAAUAAAAACUUCUAUCAAUGGUGAAACUGUUUCUACAUCACCAGUUCUUAUUGAAUCAAUGCUUCUACUUAUGCCUAAUCAACCUCAUGCACCUAUUGUAUCAUUUGAAAAAAUACAACAACCAGCACAUUCAUCAAAUAUGAAUGAUUAUGAACCAUCACGUAUUAUGUCAAUACUUGAACAUUCAUCAAAUGUUCCUGUAACACCAGUUACUAGUCGACGAUCAUCAACACAUCGUGUUCAUAUACCAGUGCAUAAUGCUUUACAAUGGUUUAAUGGACCUGAUAUGCAAAAUGAACGAAUAGGACGCAUGGAAAAAGUUGUUGCUUCACUUGUACGUCGAUCUUUUCGACCAUUAACUAGUUAUGGAAUACCACGUGUACCAAUAUUAACAUCACCAUCAUCAAGAGAUCAUGCUCUAUAUAAAGGAGUUCGACCAGAGAGUUUUCAAGAUUUUCGUAUUGAAAGUCAUCGAAUGACAACAACACCAUUAAGUUUCACUCGACAAUCUCAAUCACCUAAAGGACGCUAUACACCAUCAUUACGUUUACAUGAUUUAAGUCAUACGAGCAAUUCUAAUCAUAAUGUGCAUCGUGCUAAAUCCUUGCUUAAUCCACCGUGUCCAACACCUUGGAUGUGA